UAAUUUUAUCCAAUUGAGGCAAUAAAUUCGCAAAACCUUAUGAUUUAUUUCAAAAAGUUGACCUUCAUACAAUUAAUAAAUUUCAUAUCUGCCAUCUACCAAUCAGUUGUUUGUUUUGAGAUAAUGCCAUUUUAAAAAUAUCUCUUGACUGAAACUGAAAUGUCUAGAGUCAUGUGUCUAGUCAAAGCUAUUGUGAUUACUUGUAUUCUACUAAUUAAGUUGGACGGAAGUGAUAGCAUACAAGAAGUAAAUCAAUUUGAUGAUGGAGGUUCUAAUAUUCUUGUAGCUGUUGUUCAGAUUUAUCGUCACGGAAUACGAACUCCAUAUUCAUUUUACAAAAAUGAUCCUCAUUUUAACUUAUCAAUAUGGGAGGGACUUGGUGCCAAACAACUUAUGAAUGAAGGAAAACGUCAGCACUAUUCGCUUGGUCAAUUUACAAGACAGCGGUAUGCAGACUUUUUACCGGAAAGGUACGACAAAGAUGUAAUAACCGCAUAUACAACAGACUCCGACAGAACCCACAUGUCAGGUCAAUGCAAUCUAUAUGGAUUAUUCCCAGCAAAAAAUGACCAGAUUUGGAAGGAAAACUUAUCAUGGCAACCAAUUCCUUUGCAACUUGCAGAUCCGAAUAUUUUGUACUCUGAACCUUAUCAAUGCGCCAAUUAUGUACAACUUGUGGAUGAAGUAUGGAAGACCGAAGAAUACGCAGCUGUUAAUCAAAAAUACAAAUCCACGUAUGAAUAUAUUUCUAAGCAUUCUGGAGAAAACAUAACUGACGCACUUUCUACAUGGAAUGUGUUUGACUGCUUGGACACUGAACAUAAACUUGGACUGCAGCUACCGGAGUGGGCAAAUACGAUUUAUCCGGAACCUUUGACUUAUCUAAAUGCACUAAGCUACAAAUCUUUUACUGGAACUACGUUACUAAAACAGCUAGGUGCCGGAAGACUCAUAAACCAAAUUAUUACGUAUUUUGAUGCAAUGGCUUCUAACACACUAUCGACGCCCAAGAUUAUAACAUAUAGUGCACACGAUGAGAACAUAGCUUCAAUUUUAAAUUGUUUUGGAGCUUUUGAUACCCCUUACGUACCAACAUUUGCAAGUUCUAUAUGGAUGGAGCUUAAAGAAAUGUCGGGCAAUUUUUAUGUUAAUGUAUUCAGCAGAGAUAUUUCUGAUAUAAUGCAAAUCAAAGUAAAAAACUGUAAUGUAAAUUGCCCAUUCGAUCAGUUUAAAUUACUUUUAAAAGACAUUGUGGUAGAUUAUAAGAAAUGGAACGAAAUCUGCACACCUUCUUAAAAUACCCAAACUUCAUUAUAAUAAACCAAAAUUUUUAAAAUUCUAUAUCAAAAUUAUAAUAAACCAGACAACCCAACUAA
Molecule: messenger RNA, 1376 nt
Organism: Diabrotica virgifera virgifera (western corn rootworm)
Lineage: Eukaryota; Metazoa; Arthropoda; Insecta; Coleoptera; Chrysomelidae
Product: lysosomal acid phosphatase
Exons: 4
Coding region: 160-1296 (378 amino acids)
Biological process (GO): dephosphorylation
Molecular function (GO): phosphatase activity
Source: RefSeq, a predicted model, not a curated record